ACCCGAAAGGGUGAGCUGCUUGUUUGGAAUUUGCAUACCGGUCAGGUGAUCCGAACGAUCCAGAUCAGUGCCACACUGGAAGGCGGCAAUCCAACUGUGCUCCCGCCACAUUCGGGCACGGUUCAUUGUGUUAAACUGUCACAUGACAGACAUUACCUUGUCACUGGUGCCCAGGAUCAGUUGGUCCGAGUUUGGACAAUGCCUGACGAACGCCUGUUACACACAUUGGAAGGUCAUGCAGACGAUGUCCUGAGUGUGGAUAUCUCCUACGAUAGUGAAAUCGUGGUAUCCGGCAGCUGGGAUGGUUCUAUUCGUGUCUGGCGUCUGCGUGAUGGUAAUCAAAUAUGUUGGUUUACCUCAAACAUUGAGAUCUUACAAGUGAAAAUCAGCCGCGACAAACGCUCAUUGGUGGCCCUAGGUGAAAGAAACAGACACCGGAAACUGAUUACCCUCCGCGUUGUUCGCAAUCGAGUCCGUACAACUACGACCCUGCGCGGAGGCACAUCACGUAUGGCUUCAUCUAUGUCACCACCAACACCGGGCAUGUCACCGAAUUCUCCAGUCAUUAUGUCUUGA
Echinostoma caproni is the source of this 576-nucleotide messenger RNA. NCBI's taxonomy places the organism in Eukaryota, Metazoa, Platyhelminthes, Trematoda, Plagiorchiida, Echinostomatidae. The record is from the annotation of a GenBank genome assembly.